Messenger RNA from Vicugna pacos (alpaca), 4006 nucleotides. It is a transcript of the gene SLC30A2, whose product is annotated as solute carrier family 30 member 2. Gene Ontology annotation, cellular component: plasma membrane. The record is from RefSeq and is a predicted model, not a curated record. Gene Ontology annotation, molecular function: zinc ion transmembrane transporter activity. Gene Ontology annotation, biological process: response to zinc ion; zinc ion transmembrane transport. NCBI's taxonomy places the organism in Eukaryota, Metazoa, Chordata, Mammalia, Artiodactyla, Camelidae.
CAAUACAAUUCACAGGUAUUUAACUAAGUGCCCAGUAGGUGCUCAGAGUUAAACUACAAUAUAGUAGUACAAAAUACAUCCCAGCUCUCAAAAAGCUUAUUGUCUAGUGGGGAAGACACAUCUCAAGAGCUUAUGCACAGGUCCUCAAACCUUACUGAGCAGAAAAUCCCCUAGGAAUUUAUAAAUAUGCAGAUUCCCAGGCUUUAUACACAGAGAUUCUGAUUUAGUUGGUCUGAUCCAGGAACUUGGAACCAGCAUUUUAACACCCUUUCCAGGUAAUGCUGAGCCUGUUGGUUCUUAGACUAUACAGGAAAGCCAGGAAGCCUACAGGAAAGCCAGGAAGCCUGCAGUAAAGCUUGUCCACGCUCAGAGUCCAGAGAAGGUGGAAAGGCACUCAGUGGGGACCCCAUCUAGGCAGGAAUGCUGCUGCCACCCUCACUUGCUACACUUUGUCUCCUAACAAGAAGAUUCCUACCAGAAAGAGAUUGAAGGAGCCCCUCCUUGUGUGGGCAAGAGACUUGCACCCUAGGCUCUUGUCUCUGUGAAGGGCCAUACCCAUGCCACGGUCCCCAGCUCCCUUGCUGACAGAAUGACUGACCAGGGAGGUCCCCAGUCCAAAGUUUUUUCUAUAUAGAGGGGACCUAUCAGAGGCCAGUAUUGGGGCCACAGGCCCCUGCCCACCGGCCCCCAACCGACGAGGGCGGAUUAAGCUUCAAGUGGGUGCUGCACCAAGCCAGCAAGGACUUGCCGGCUUCUCCCAGCGGAACACCAUUCACGGCACCUUAUUGGGGUUCUUGUGAACUGCUGCGGGCAGCGGACAAAGGAGGUCGAGGGGGAGAUGGUGUCAGCUCUGCCCAGAUGGCGACUGUAGCUGAAGCGGGCCACUGCUUUACAUAGGGCUGGAGAUAAAACCGGCCACCCCAAAUUCUAAUCAGAAAGCACAAGAGGGGAGGAACUGGCGCUGCUUCAGUGGCGAGAAUGGGUCAGUAAGUCCCAAACAGCCCUAAGGAAGGCGACUGCCCCAGCUUGAGGGCAGGCAUACCCCGCCCCUCAGGAGCCUUCCAGCCUGAGCAGAAGAACACAGGGGACCUCUGCACCCUAAGACUGGAAAUAGACCAGGGGUUUCCUGAGGGGAACACACAACCCCAGCCGCAGGAGCCCUUAUUCAGAAUCUAGGAACCACAUUCCUGCUCUCAGGGGACCCAAAGUAGAUUUCUACAAAUCAAGGUCUAAGAACUCUGUGGGAUGCCGCCAGCCCCGCGCGGGGGAAGGUGGGCGCAGCCCAGACCUAACUCAGAAACACGGAGCAGCAGCGCUGGGCAGAGGCGGUUAGGUUUUCCGUUGCAGGCCAGGUGGGCUCCCCAGGGGCGCAGGGGACGGGGUGCUGGCGGGCAGCGCCGGGGCCCUUUGCAGCCAGCUACGCCCUCCCCCUACCUUGCGGGCUUUUGCACACGACGCGCCGCUUCACACGGGGUAGCGGCGACUGGAUAAAGCCGACCGGCGCGGGGCGUAGCGGCGGGAGUAGUGGGGACGGCAGCGGCAGCGGCACUGGAACAACCCCUUGGCGGCCCCGGCAAGGCCCAGGCUGCGGAUUAGCUGUAAAGCCCGCAGGCGAGGGGCGCACGCGGCGGGGCGGCGGGCGUGGCGCGCAGGGCCCUCUCGGCAGGUGAGUGCGUGCUGCGGAGCGUCCGGCGCGCAACUUCCAGGGUGCACGCGGCGAGGCGCGCAGGGCCGCAUGGAGGCCAUGGAGAAGCAGCAUCUAUUGGACUCCAGGCCUGGAGCCCGGUCUUACAGAUCUCUGUGGCAGGAUGGGCCUGGCUGGGUCCCUGUGUCCUCACCUGGCAUGGAUUUGCAGCCCAUUGAGCUGGCUACCAAGAGCAUCCAUUACUGUCAUGCCCAGAAGGGUCCUAGCAGUCAUUGUGACCCCAAGAAGAAGCAAGCCUGGCGCCAGCUCUGUGUGGCCUCUGCCUUCUGCCUACUGUUCAUGAUUGGGGAAGUAAUUGGUGGUUACCUAGCACACAGCUUGGCAAUCAUGACAGAUGCAGCCCACCUGCUCACUGACUUGGCCAGCAUGCUCAUCAGCCUCUUCUCUCUAUGGAUGUCCUCCCGGCCAGCCACCAAGACCAUGAACUUCGGCUGGCAGCGAGCUGAAAUCCUGGGCGCCCUGGUCUCUGUGCUGUCCAUCUGGGUUGUGACUGGGGUAUUGGUGUACCUGGCGGUGGAACGGCUUAUCUCUGGGGACUAUGAGAUCGAGGAGGGAACCAUGCUGAUCACAUCGGGCUGUGCUGUGGUUGUAAACAUCAUAAUGGGGUUGAUUCUUCACCAAUCCGGCCAUGGACACAGUCAUGGCCAUGGGCACAGCCACGACAGCAGCCAGCAGCAGGAGAACCCCAGUGUCCGAGCUGCCUUUAUCCACGUGAUUGGAGACUUUCUGCAGAGCUUGGGUGUUCUGGUGGCAGCCUAUAUUUUAUACUUCAAGCCAGAGUACAAGUAUAUAGACCCCAUCUGCACCUUCCUCUUCUCCAUCCUCGUCCUGGGAACAACCGUAACCAUCCUGAGAGAUGUGAUCCUGGUGCUGAUGGAAGGGACCCCCAAGGGCAUGGACUUCAUUGCUGUGCGGGAUCUGCUGCUGUCGGUGGAUGGGGUGGAAGGUUUGCACAGCCUGCAUAUCUGGGCGCUGACCGUGGCCCAGCCUGUCCUGUCUGUCCACAUCGCCAUCGCUCAGAACACAGACUCCCAGGCUGUGCUGAAGGCAGCCAGUGCCCUCCUGCAGGGGAAGUUCCACUUCCACACUAUGACCAUCCAGAUCGAGGACUACUCUGAGGACAUGAAGGACUGCCAGUCAUGCCAGGGCCCCUCGGGCUGAUGGCCUGGCCACGCACCAACUGGGGCAUGGACAGGCCUGCAGAUGGCUGGACUGAGUGUUCUCCGGACCCAGCCAGGACUCUGCCUCCCACCGCUGUGUUAUAAACCAGGUGCCUCUCCUGAUGGCUGCUCCAUGUUCAGUGUGGAGAAGCCUUGUCCCACUCCAGGACUGGACGGUUUCCCUGCCUCUGCCACCUGACUACAGCAGCCCCAGGAUGGGAACUCCGCAGGUGUAAAGCUAGCAUCAUCCUGCUCUUCCAGCAAACAGGUCGGCUCCUGGCAGGCCUGGGUUUGGGCCUAAUCCUCAAUUAAUGCUGUCCUACCACCAGCCUCUGGAAAGGCAAUGAGGCGUAGUGAGGGGUGACAGACGGGAUACUGACUUCAAUGUCUCCUCACCUACUUGCCUCAUUUCUCAUUUUCAGUCUGUCUGGCCUUUGCCUUUUGAAUCUGUAAAGAAGUUUUGGAACAGAGCCCCCUCCCUCUGCCUCUAACAAUAUGGUUUUAGGAGGCCUUAGGUGUCGAGGAGUUGUGAGGACCCUGCACACUCAUGUGGGUCUGCCUGGGCUGGCCUGUGCCUUAGUCACUUCAGCUGUGUGCCAAAUGUUUCCUUUUCCUGGAGGGAGGGGGCUUCUGACUAGGUCAGAACUUGGCUGGUUUCCUCUUUCCUUAUUUCUCCAGCCCAGGGAGCUGAGCUAACACAAAGGUGCCCCAGUGGGAGGGCUGGAGGUGGAGAGGUUUCAGCUUGGGUCCUGCCCUAACAGCCCCACAGCCCUGGCCACCUCUCUUGCCCUGAUAGUGUCUGAGGGGUCGAGGACAUUCUGUUGCUGGUACAGCCUGGCCUGCUCAGAACUUGGGGGUAGAGAACACAGAGGGUACAACCUGAACCAGAGACCCCAGCUUCCUGGGGUGUGUGUGAAGAUUCCUGAAUUAGGGGGUGGCUGGUGUUUACAAGAUGAAGGGGGGGGGGCCUGUCCCCAGUCUCACAGAGGAGGCAGCAAUGCCCAGUCAUCAGGUGGCCCUAAUGAAGUGGUCUGUCUCUGCCCUCAGGGAGGUCAGAGCCUCUUGCGUCUACGGAAUGAGAAUGUUGACACCUACCUCACAGGGUUGUUGUGAGGACCAAAGCCAAAGUCCGCUGAGCACC